Molecule: messenger RNA, 749 nt
Organism: Cavia porcellus (domestic guinea pig)
Lineage: Eukaryota; Metazoa; Chordata; Mammalia; Rodentia; Caviidae
Gene: Ly96
Product: lymphocyte antigen 96
Exons: 6
Coding region: 152-583 (143 amino acids)
Biological process (GO): toll-like receptor 4 signaling pathway; positive regulation of lipopolysaccharide-mediated signaling pathway; detection of lipopolysaccharide
Cellular component (GO): lipopolysaccharide receptor complex
Molecular function (GO): lipopolysaccharide immune receptor activity; Toll-like receptor 4 binding; lipopolysaccharide binding
Source: RefSeq, a predicted model, not a curated record
ACACACAUAAAAAGAGGAAACUACUGGAUAGGCACUCGGGAAUCAUGUGACCAGUGACUAAGUUAAAUCUUUCCUGCUUAUUGAAAAGGAAACAUCUAAUGGUUAUUUACUGAUCCUCUUUACAUUUUUAAAGUUACAGAGACAUUGAAUCAUGCUCCCGUUUGUACUUUUUUCUACUCUGUUUUCUCCCGUGUUUACUGAGCCUAAGGACCACUACUGGAUCUGCAACUCCUCUGAUGCAAAUAUUUCGUACACCUACUGUGAUAAUAAGAAAUUACCUAUUUCAAUUUCUUUAACUCCCUGUUUAGAAUUGAAGGGAUCAUCUGGAUUUCUGAAUAUUUACCACAUACCAAGGAGAGACUUAAGAAAGUUGUACUUCAAUCUGGAUGUGUCUUUCAAAUCCAUGAGUUUGCCAAAACGCAAGGAAGUUAUUUGCAGAGGCUAUGAUGACAAGUAUUCUUUCUGCAGAACUCUAAAAGGAGUCUCCCCUCUCCCUCCAUCUCUUAGUCCCCAAAAGGAGCAGAUUUUUCAAGUGGCAGAUAACCAAUUCCAGUUUGAGCAUGUGGAGCUCAAGAGACUAUGAAUGCAUCAAUCCCAUUCUCCUUCACGGGAAUACGAUUUUCUAAGGGUAAAUAUUAUUGUGUUGUGGAAGCCAUCGUUGGGGACAUUGAAGAAAGGCUUUUUUGUUUGAAUUUUACCAUUGAGCACUUCCCUCGUUUUUAAUUAAAAUAAAUUAAGCAUGUUUUUUA